AUGAAGUCGCAAACGGACCAAACGGCGGGGACUUUGUCUCAUACAUUAAAUGAGAAACAGAAGGAAGCAUUUAAAGAGCUUUUAGAUGAAGAAUUUAAUAAAGUGAAUAUCAUUGGUUUUAAUUCAGGAAAGUUUGAUUUAAAUUUAAUUCUUCGUGAUUUAAAUACUGCAAAAUGGAAGAUAAAAUCAAUGCUGGGUUCUUCUUCACAAUUUAAGCAAAUCAUUGUAAAGAAAACAAACGUUCCAUAUGAAUUGAGAUUUAUUGACAUCAGAAAUUAUAUAGCGGGUGGAACAUUAGACCAAUUCACUCAAGAUUUCGGAAACAAUAAAUCACGUGUUAAAUCCUUUUUCCCUUAUCAAUUCAUCACAUGGGAGAAUUACGAAGAUGAAUUAUAUAAAAAGGAACCAUUCACUCAAGAUUCAUUUUAUUCAGCAUUAACACAAGAAACAAUAUCCGAUAGUGAUUAUCAAAUAUAUCUCAAUGAUGCUAAAAAUUUUGAGAAUAGAUUAGAAUAG
This is a messenger RNA of Trichomonas vaginalis G3, 516 nucleotides long. Its product is annotated as DNA/RNA polymerase superfamily. The record is from RefSeq and is a predicted model, not a curated record. Lineage: Eukaryota; Parabasalia; Trichomonadida; Trichomonadidae. Bases 1 to 516 code for a protein of 171 amino acids. The transcript has a single exon.